AUUCAAUUGCGGCUGGCCAGGUCAGGUGUGCAAGAUUAGUGUGCAAUUCAUGCGAUUCUCGUUCGAUACAGAAUAAUUGACGAAUUGGAAAAAUUAAAAAUAUGUUGUUGAAAAGAAUUUCAACUAUAUUCCAAAAUCAAUCGAUUCGUCGAAGGCUGAUAACCGGGAUAGAAACUGUUCCGAAAAGAUGUCUAAGCAGCGGACCCCUGCCCGGCGAACCGAAAAAACCUUCCCUGGUUACAGAAAUUCCCGGACCUACGACCGCAAGUUUAUUGAAGGAACUUAACGAUGUACAGCAAACUGGUUCGGUGCAAUUGUUUGUGGAUUAUGAAAAAUCAGUGGGAAAUUAUUUGGUUGAUGUGGAUGGUAACACCCUGUUAGAUGUAUACAUGCAGAUCUCGUCUAUGCCUCUUGGAUAUAAUCAUCCAGCUAUGCUAGAGAUGUUAAGCAAUCCCACGAAUCAGAGAAUCAUAGCAAACAGGCCAGCACUGGGUGUCUUUCCCGGACGAGAUUGGCCAAAUAAAUUGAAAACUAUAUUACUCAGAAAAGAUGUUGCUCCACCUGGAUUGUCCCAAAUCACGACCAUGAUGUGUGGCUCGUGCUCUAAUGAAAAUGCAUUCAAAAACAUAUUUCUAUGGUACGCUGGCAAACAGAGGCAAGGGGCUCCUUUCACAAAGGAAGAAAUGGAGUCUUGUAUGAGCAAUCAAGUUCCAGGAUCUCCUCGAUAUUCUAUCUUGUCGUUCAAAGGAGCAUUCCAUGGGCGGACUUUGGGGUCACUUUCGACAACACAUAGCAAGUAUAUCCACAAAAUAGAUGUGCCGGCAUUCGAUUGGCCGAUUGCAUCAUUCCCAGUUUACAAGUACCCCCUUGCAGAAAAUAUUAAAGAAAACCAAAAGGAAGACCAACGUUGCCUAGCUGAAGUCGAAGAUCUGAUUGUAAAGUAUAAUACAGAGAAAAAAGUCCCAGUAGCUGGAAUAAUCAUAGAACCGAUUCAAGCUGAAGGGGGUGAUAAUCAUGCCUCCCCGGAAUUUUUCCAACAACUCCAGCGCAUAGCUAAGAAGCAUGGCGCUGCUUUACUCAUAGACGAGGUACAAACGGGAGGCGGUGCGACAGGAAAAAUGUGGUGCCAUGAACAUUUCAACCUUGAUUCAGCCCCGGAAGUUGUAACUUUCAGUAAAAAAAUGCAAAUGGGUGGCUUUUAUCAUCUCCCUGAGUUAAGACCUCCACACCCAUAUCAAGUUUUUAAUACGUGGAUGGGUGAUCCAGGGAAAUUCCUCCUUCUUGAGGCAGUUCUAGAUGUAAUCAAAAAGGAAAAUCUAUUAGAGAAUAGCAGACGAGUUGGAGACUAUACAUUACAGCAAUUGUUUACUCUGGAAAAUGAAUUUCCUGAACAAAUUAAUUCCACACGUGGUCGCGGGACAUUUAUUGCAUUUACGUGUUCCACAUCUAAACUCCGGGACGAAAUUGUCAAAAAGCUUCAUGCAAAAGGAAUUCAAUCGGGUGGAUGUGGCGUACAAUCAAUCAGAUUGAGGCCUGCGCUCACUUUUACGGAAUACCAUGCAGAUAUAUUUUUAGAUGCUCUGCGCUCUGUCUUGAAGAGAUAAAUAGUGUAUAUAGGUAAAAAAAAUAUUCGAAAUCCACUGUCUUCCAUACGAUGAUAUAACUAUCUGUGUAAUUUAUCUUCCAAAUACGAAAAAUCGUCAUAAAGAAUAUAGAUUUGGAUCAGAUGGUACUUCUGAUAAUUCAACUGUGCACAUGUUUCAUUUUUUGAAACAAUAAAAAAUCGUUUCUUCUAAGUAUGAAAUACCACUUAGAGAUUGAUGUUAUUAAUCGAUUACUCGGAAUAAUAAGUAGUGCUUGUUGCUUUUAUCCAUUGA
Athalia rosae (coleseed sawfly) is the source of this 1877-nucleotide messenger RNA. Its product is annotated as 4-aminobutyrate aminotransferase, mitochondrial. The record is from RefSeq and is a predicted model, not a curated record. Gene Ontology annotation, molecular function: pyridoxal phosphate binding. Gene Ontology annotation, cellular component: mitochondrion. Lineage: Eukaryota; Metazoa; Arthropoda; Insecta; Hymenoptera; Athaliidae. The transcript is spliced from 10 exons. Gene Ontology annotation, biological process: GABA catabolic process. The coding region runs from base 102 to 1604 and encodes 500 amino acids.